AUGAACCACGGAUACGAUGAUGAUGAGGGUAUGAAUUGGGGUAGAUAUAUGGCGCCUCCACCAGAUGCUUUCGACGAAUAUUAUCGGGCGUACUCGGUAGCUGUCAUGUCUCAAAGAGACAGAAUAGAGCUGUUAUACGGUGGCAAAAUUAUCAUGCCAGCUUCUGCGCUUGCUAAGCUUUCUUCUUUGGAUAUACCAGGACCAUGGACUUUUCAACUUCGUAAUCCUCGACACAUGCCCGGUGUACUCGAAUUCAUUGCCGACGAGGGGAAUGUACAUCUGCCAGCAUGGAUGAUGAAAACCCUUCAACUAGAAGAGGGCGAUCCGAUUCGUUUGACUGGGGCCUCACUACCAAAGGGAAAGCUCGUCAAACUUCAGGCUCAGUCUACGGAUUUCCUUCAAGUAUCAGAUCCGCGAGCUGUACUCGAAUCUGCAUUACGUUUUUAUUCCACUCUUACCAAAGGCGACAUCAUCGAAAUCACGUACAACUCUCUCAUUUUCGAAUUUGCAGUACUCGAAACUCAACCCGAAGGUUCGGGAAUAUCCGUCAUCGAUACCGAUUUAGAAGUUGAUUUCGCCACUCCCCUCGGAUAUGUCGAACCUCCACGUGCCGCCCCGGUGCCUAUACCUACCAUGGCUGAGAAGUUGAAGAUAGACUUGAAUCAUACUACUUCAGCUAGUAGUAGUCGACCUGCGAGUUCUCUAGGGGGUACGGCCGGUAGUGGGGACUCUACACCAAGGGAAAGUUUCACCGGUGUGGGUCAAAGUUUGAGUGGGAAACGAAUCAAGGGAAAAGGUUUAACGAAGAAAAUUGAAGAAGCUGAAUCAAGUUCGAAACUUAGUCGGAAUGGUGGUGCAAAAAUUAUAACCCCCGAUUCAUUGAACGAUACCGAUCGUAAAGUCCCCGCUGCAUUGUUACUUCCCGCUGGCAAAUUCUUUUUUGGUUACAAAUACGUACCUUUCGAUGCUUCCAAAGCACCCAAACCAAAGGUUCCCGAACCAGAACCCGCCCAAGCGUUCAGUGGUGCCGGUCAAAGUCUACGGAACAAAGGAAAACACGGACCAAGCGUUGGGGAAUCAUCAAAUUCUGCACCCAAAGAUGAAAAACCUGAUCCUUGGGCUAAUCUAGGUUCGGGAAAUCAACUUCGAUCAGUAAAGACGACCAAUCAAGUUCCAUCUUCUGUCACUCCGAAUAAAACACAGACUACACGAUCUCAAGUCGAUCCGAUCGUUGUGGACGACGACGACGACUUUAUGUAUGAUGGACAAGAUUGGGACGAACAUGAAGUGAUCGAUGUGGAUUCUGACUGA
Molecule: messenger RNA, 1311 nt
Organism: Tremella mesenterica DSM 1558
Lineage: Eukaryota; Fungi; Basidiomycota; Tremellomycetes; Tremellales; Tremellaceae
Exons: 10
Coding region: 1-1311 (436 amino acids)
Cellular component (GO): VCP-NPL4-UFD1 AAA ATPase complex
Molecular function (GO): polyubiquitin modification-dependent protein binding
Source: RefSeq, a predicted model, not a curated record